Molecule: messenger RNA, 1761 nt
Organism: Hemibagrus wyckioides
Lineage: Eukaryota; Metazoa; Chordata; Actinopteri; Siluriformes; Bagridae
Gene: klf7b
Product: Kruppel like factor 7b
Exons: 4
Coding region: 455-1342 (295 amino acids)
Biological process (GO): regulation of transcription by RNA polymerase II
Molecular function (GO): DNA-binding transcription factor activity, RNA polymerase II-specific; RNA polymerase II cis-regulatory region sequence-specific DNA binding
Source: RefSeq, a predicted model, not a curated record
GCGAGUUGCAAAGCUUUCUCUUACUCGCCAGAGACGGCUAAAGCCCGAGCAACUUGGCUGCUGCUGAAGCACGGGCAAGUCAGCGGAAAGGCUACCUGGAUUUUACAGCGCGCGAGCGGCAGUGUGGCGAUGCGGAAUUAGGUGGCCGUUUGUUUUCCCGGGCAGGCAGCGGUGAACGGGGAUUGCAAUUUGAAUGACACGACAUUUUGUUUUUGUUUUUCAAUAACAAUCAGUUAAAAAUAAUUCUUCUUCAUAUUGCUCUCCGCUUUGCAUUAUUUAUUAUCCUCAGAUCUGUACAAAUUACAUGUUUUCCUCGGAGCGCGCGCCGGUCACGGAUCCGAAGAGUUGUUGACGUUGUUGUUUCCACUGAUUUUUUUUUUUUUUUUUUUUUUUGAAAAGUGGGUACUAUUUCGGUUAUCACGGGAUCAGAUUAUCUUUUUUUGAGAGAAUAAAAAUGGACGUGUUGGCGAAUUACAGUAUCUUUCAGGAACUUCAGCUUGUCCACGACACGGGCUACUUCUCGGCGAUGCCGUCGCUGGAGGAGAACUGGCAGCAGACGUGUCUGGAGCUGGAGCGGUAUCUACAGACAGAGCCCAAGCGACUGUCCGACCUCUUUGAUGAGGAUCUGGACUGCCUGCUGACGCCAGGUUUCAUGAAGGGGGACAGUGACGAGGACCUGAUGGAUCCACUGCUUCCCAGCCUGUCAGAUCAGCCCAGUCCACCGCCGCUGCUCGUGUCUCUGCCCAAAAACCUUCAUACUCCAGCCAGCAGUAAGACUGUUGAGGCAGGAGUGAAAGAGGGCAACGGGGGCGUCCACCCAGCACAGCUGAGCGCCGUCACCUCACUAACGCCACCUUCCUCACCAGAACUGGGCCGGCACCUAGUCAAGCCAACACAGACCCUCACCGCCACACCUGAUGGCACACUCACACUCAAGUUGGUCGCAAAGAAGGUGGGGCUAGCCACCGCCAAGUUGGUGGCAACGCAGUCAUUGCCUUCACCACCGGCCCGGGGAGCGCAGAGCGAUGGAGAAGGAGGUUUGGGAUCAGCAGGAAUCGGUGACAUCCCAGAGAACAAGAAAAGGGUCCAUCGCUGCCAGUUCAAUGGCUGCAGGAAGGUUUACACAAAGAGUUCCCACUUAAAGGCACACCAGAGGACACACACAGGUGAGAAGCCGUACAAAUGCUCCUGGGAAGGCUGUGAGUGGCGCUUUGCCCGCAGCGACGAGCUGACUCGGCACUACCGCAAGCACACCGGCGCCAAGCCCUUCAAGUGUAACCACUGCGACAGGUGUUUCUCUAGGUCUGACCAUUUGGCUCUGCACAUGAAGAGGCACAUUUGAGGAGAGAAGGGAAACGAAAGUGAAGGAGAGGGAGAGAAAGAGAGAGAGAGAGAGAGAGAGAGAGAAAAAGAAAGAGAGAGAGAGAAGGGGGAGAGGGAAAGAACGUCUAAGGUGAAGUGCCCCGUCCAGAGAUGAAGACUCCUGUGGAGACCUCAAAAACCAAGCCUGAAGGAAACGGAGGCUAAUACAAAGAACACACGAGGCAACGAGAUCAUGAGAGCAGAGCUUGCUGGAUUCUUCACUUCUUGACAGUUUUCAAAAUAUAUAUAUAUAUAAAUAUAUAUAAAAUCAUGCCAUUUUCUCAUUUUUUUGAUCAGUUCCAUAGCUCAAGCUCCUAGCUUGGGAAUCAGACACUGCCAAACGAUAGCUGUUUUUUCCCGCACUAUUACUCUUCUUUGUACAGUAAAUCAUAAGGAUGG